Messenger RNA from Periconia digitata, 1374 nucleotides. The record is from the annotation of a GenBank genome assembly. NCBI's taxonomy places the organism in Eukaryota, Fungi, Ascomycota, Dothideomycetes, Pleosporales, Periconiaceae.
AGCAUGUCCGAACCGAUUCUCCUCGAACUCGUCGAGCGGGACGAUGCGGGAAACGUUACAUCAACGUAUAUUGAGAGUACAAGCUCGGAAAGCAAGAGCCGGGUCGAUAUUGUACUCCCUGCAGAAUCGAAGGGUCGUGUGCAACGACUGAUGGAUGUGUUUUUACCCGCUGGCUAUCCACAAAGUGUCACCGAAGACUACAUUCAGUAUCAGAUCUAUGACUCCCUUCAAGCCUUCUCAUCGUCGAUAGCAGGAAUGCUCAGCUCUCGUGCCGUCCUAGAAGGUGUUGGCGUUGGCGAUGCUUCCGCUUCCCCCACUGCCGCUCUCCUCCUCUCCGUACUGCAGGAAUCCAUGGGUCGUGUAGCAACGAUAUUGUUUGCGCACAGGCUGGGUACUUCGCUCGAACCGGAAUGCAAAAUGUAUCGGCUGGCUGCCGACAUAUUCAACGACACGGCCAUGGUUCUAGAUUGUUUGUCGCCGGCUUUCCCCAAAGUAGCUCGCGUGAUCAUACUCUCGCUCUCGAGCAUCCUUCGAUCACUCUGUGGAGUAUGCGCAGGGAGCUCCAAAGCAAGUUUAUCGGCACAUUUUGCAAAGAGGGGGAAUCUGGGAGAGUUGAAUGCGAAAGAUUCGAGCCAAGAGACCGUCAUAUCGCUGUUUGGGAUGUUGGCUGGCACUGUCGUUGUGUCUUGGGUUUCGACGCCAUUUGCCACUUGGUCAACUCUAAUUGCACUGCUGUCGAUUCACCUUGCAACAAACUAUGCGGCCGUCAAAUCGGUCAGCAUGCGCUGUCUCAACCGUCAGCGAGCUAACCUAGUGCUGAGCAACUUGCUGCAGAGCGGUCACAUCUCCACACCAGCAGAGGUUUCGCAAAAAGAACGCAUAUUCGAGAAGGAUGGCGUUCUGCGUUGGACCGAUGAUGGCAUUAUCGGUCACUGCAGUGUUGGCGUGUCGAUGGCAGUAUUGCUGAAUUCCAUGGACCGUGCCCGCCAACGUGCUAGCUCAUUGGGCCUUCAAACCACCAGAAUCUCUGAUCUCAUGCAAAUGUAUGGAGAACGGGGAUACGUGCUCUGGAAAGGUCAGGAAAGCGCCACAGUGGUAGUGGUUUUGAAGCGGGGAUGUAGUCCGAGAGACCAGCUUCAGGCAUGGGCACAGGCGCUUCUACUUGCACGACGGGAUCGAACAAGACUGUCCGACCAAAAAGCGGCAGACGGCGUAGCAGAUGAUCGGCUGAGCGAGCUGCGGUGGACCUUGGACGAGGCCGCUAGACUGUUUGAAAAGUAUGAAGCGGAAUUGAUAAAUGUGGGUUGGGAUCUUGAUGUCGCUGCCCUGGAAGUAAGGCCCGGACAUCGCAUAGAAGUUGGGGUAGGACAGUGA